Phytophthora nicotianae INRA-310 is the source of this 792-nucleotide messenger RNA. RefSeq lists its product as hypothetical. The record is from RefSeq and is a predicted model, not a curated record. Bases 1 to 792 code for a protein of 263 amino acids. The transcript has 2 exons. NCBI's taxonomy places the organism in Eukaryota, Oomycota, Peronosporomycetes, Peronosporales, Peronosporaceae.
AUGGCGCCUUCCAAGUCUAAGUCAGGUCGCGGAAAGAGCUGGACCGGGCCGGAGCUGAAUCGCAUGUCGAUACGGCAAGAGCUUCCACGCGAGUUUUCUGAGCGUGACGUUGACGCCAUCAAGAGGAAGUUUUUGGCGUUGAAGAACGCUUUGAAGCCAACGGGUGACCCAUCCUGUCCGGAGGAGGUAGUUCGCGCUAAGCGCGCGUACUACAGGAUGGAGUCUCGUUCUGGUGUUGAGGCGUUUGAAGACACGGCACCCGUCAAUACCACGAGCACCCCUGCACCAGGAUCACCAAGUGCCGAAGCCACCGCCCCAGCAGCAUCUUCUCCCAGUGGAACAGCUUCCACCGCUACUUCUGUAGCAGCUGAAGCUGUGAUUCCUGUCGCAGCGCCCCCAACACCGUCUUCUGUCAAAGACAACGCAAACGCAGGAGCACGUUCCGCUUCUCAGCGGUGCGGUAAGACGCCAAACGAACUUGCCAAUUUAAGUGAAAUGCUUAAGCGUGCCCGUAAGACUGCUGAAGAUGCAGCAAUUUCUCACACGGUCAAACGCAGGAGGACGAUCGACAAUUUGUUGGGCAAGCUGGAAAAAGAGAGCGGUGGUGGUACCGAUAUGGUGCAGGGAGUCCUUGCUAUGGAGGAACGUGCUGCGGUACGUGAGUUGGAAUAUCGCAGAGAGCGAGAAGAACGAGAGGCAAAGAGGGAGGAGCGAGAGAACCGCCGUGACGAGUUGUUUUUCGUCUUGAUGACGAAGCUGUUGGGCGACAAGCCGAACCCAACCAGCACCUAG